Messenger RNA from Rhincodon typus (whale shark), 4679 nucleotides. It is a transcript of the gene rab36, whose product is annotated as RAB36, member RAS oncogene family. Gene Ontology annotation, molecular function: GTPase activity; GTP binding. The record is from RefSeq and is a predicted model, not a curated record. The transcript is spliced from 11 exons. The coding region runs from base 129 to 929 and encodes 266 amino acids. Lineage: Eukaryota; Metazoa; Chordata; Chondrichthyes; Orectolobiformes; Rhincodontidae.
CCCUCCUCUCCUGACGUCAACGUUCGAAGCGAUCGAGACGCCAGUUGCCGUAGAAACUGCAACAGGCGGCUGUGCUGGGAGCUGGCGGAAAAAAAAAUCGAAAGCAUUUCACAUCGAGUGGAGAAAAGAUGAGCAACGGUGUUUUACAUGCCCCACCAGUCAGCAAGGACCGAAUCAUCUCUAAAUUUCCCAAGUGUUACUUACCUGAAGCCUGUCUCCAAUUUAAAGAUCAGUUCCACAUUCAAGUUAAAAAUGCCUGCCACGAACGACAAACCAGAAAUGUCGGACUCAAAAUGUCAAAGGUGGUGGUGGUUGGGGACCUCUAUGUGGGAAAAACAUGUCUUAUUAAUAGAUUUUGUAAAAAUGUGUUUGACAGAGACUACAAGGCUACAAUUGGAGUUGAUUUUGAAAUAGAGCGGUUUGAAGUUGCUGGAAUUCCAUACAAUCUACAAAUUUGGGACACAGCAGGGCAGGAGAAAUUCAAAUGCAUUGCCUCUGCAUACUAUCGAGGUGCUGAAGUCGUUAUAAUAACCUUUGAUUUGGCUGACAUACAAACCCUGGAACACACAAAACAGUGGCUAGAGGAUGCACUGAAGGAAAAUGAACAGGGUUUAAGUACCAUAUUUCUUGUUGGCUCUAAGAAAGACUUAUUGUCGCAGGCUGAAUAUGAGCGAACAGAAGCUGAUGCCAUUAGGAUGGCUACUGAGAUGCAAGCAGAGUAUUGGGCUGUGUCUUCAAAAACAGGUGAAAAUGUGAGAGAAUUCUUCUUCAGAGUGGCAGCCCUGGCAUUUGAAGCAUCUUUACUGAAAGAACUGGAAAGAAAUGACUUUCCCUCUGCAAAGAUUGGUGAGGGCAGCACCAUCCGAAUGGAUAAAGCUACAGCCGAGUACUCGGGAAGCAGGAUUAAUUCCACCACUGGCUGCUGUUGAAAUUCAAUGUGCAGCAUUUCAUAACACUGGUUAAUCCUCCAUUUGGUUCGUAUACCAUAGUAUUGGCAAGCAUAAUACAUAGACUGCAGUCUGAUGUCAGGUUCAGUACUGAUGGAUUAUGUAAAUAGAAAAACCUGGAAUAACCAGAAACUCCAGAACACCAGGACUCUGAACAGGAAUUGAGUUAUGGGUUGAAGUGGGCCCUUGAGAAAGGGCAUUGAUAAUUUCUGAGGGUAAAAGACAAAUUGUAUUAAUUUAAUAAAGGUGUAUAAAGCAAAAUUCUGAGAUAAAUGCCACUAAUGAUGUUAUUUAUUAAUUUGGAUUAAGGAGUAUUUAGUUACUAAUACCACUAACAUUAAGGCACACAAGUGGAGUUUGAUGUCUAUAAAAAUCAUUUUUCUAAAUUACCCUUGUGUGAAACAGUAGUUAUUUUUCUAAAUUGCUGAAUGUUCUUGAGAUCAUUGAAUGUAUUUUUUAUAAAAUAUGAACAUAUCAUUUUCCAUUAUUAACAAGAUUAUUUUCAUGAUCAAGAUCCACAAUUGGAACUCUGAGGAUGUCAAGGGAUCGUUAACAUUUUUUGGUGUAAAGACAAGUGAACAUUAAUAACUGAGGUGAAAGCCUCUGAAUGGAACUUUUAAUUAUUAAGCAAUGCUAAUCUUCAGUCCCCAAUGCUGGCAUUAAUUUUUUGUUGUCAGUCAAAUGUAGAAUCCUGUUUUAUGUACCAAAUUCGAUUGGAGUUUAGAACCACCAAAAGAUUUUGGCAUAUAAGAGGUCUAUGUCUGUGAGUGAUAAGGUAGUCAUAGGUUUAUGCCUUUUCCCCUUCAAUGAUGAAUCCUAAACUUUAUCCUUGCAUCUAGGAGAACUGCUAGGGAAACCCAGGAACUUCUACAUGAAGAGGGAGAGAGAAAUCCUAAAUUAUUUAGGUAGUUUGAAUUGUUCUUAUGACUAAUUGCUGAAAUAGGAAUGACUUUGAUAGAGCUAUCCAAUUGUUUUUAUAUUUGCAAUGUUGAAUAAGGUUUAAAAACAUAUAGAAUCCCUGGCCAGCAAUAAAUCUGUGACAUAAAUGAUGUUUUAAUUUAGUCUGAUAGAGGUUUAUCCAAAAUAUUGCUGUUUUAACUCCUCCACGGAAUUCAAAUUAUGCUACUUAGACAGAUUGGACAAGAGAACAGUUUUGCUGAUAUGUUUUCCUCAUAGGAUGCGCGCGCGCACACACACACACACACACACACACACACAAGCUGGAUAGUUGUUCCCUCCUUCCCCUGUACUGGUACCAAUGUCCAUGAAUUUGAACCUGUUUUUCUCACACCAAUCUUUGAGUCAGUGUUUGUGUUGAUCCUGUGACAGUUAUCUUGUGGCUCAUGCAGUAAUCUAGAGGUUAUUACUUUUUUUGGUUCUAUUUUUCAGUUUAGCUCCUCGCUGCUCAUAUUCUCUCAGCAGAGCCUCAUUCCUCUUUCUACCUAUAUUGUUGGUACCUACGUGGACCACAAGAACUGGAUCUUUCCCCUUUCACUGCAAAUUCCACUGCACUCCAAAUGAAAUAUCUUGAAUCUGGGCACUAGGCAGGCAACACAGCCUUUGGGACUCUCGAUUUUGGCCAUAGAGAACAGUGUCUAUUCCCCUGAUAAUACUGUCCCCAAUUACAACUACAUUUCUCUUUUCUCUCGCCUUUUGAUUGACUAUGUGCACCGUGAUGUACAGAGUACAGAGAAGGUUCACCUGGAUGUUGCCUGGUCCCCAGGGCAUUGACUGUCAGGAAAGGUUAAAAAGACUAGGAUUGUUUUCACUAGAAAGACAGCGGCUGAGAAGAGACCUGAUAGAGGUUUACAAAAUUAUGAGAGACAUAGAUAGGAUGAAUAAUCAGAGGCUUUUUCCCAGGGUUGAAGUUUCAAUUACAAGGGGGUACAGGUUCAAGGUCAGAGGGGGAAAGUUUAAGGGAGAUGUGCGAGGGAAGUUUUUCACGCAGAGAGUGGUAGCAGCCUGGAAUGCACUACCAGAAGAGGUGGUGGAAGCGGGAACAUUGAAGACAUUUAAGAGGCAUCUAGAUGGGUACAUGAAUAGGGAGGGAAUAGAGGGAUAUGGAUCGAAAAAUGCUAGGUUUGUUUUUAGAUUAAUUAGGGCAUGAUGGUCGGCACAGGGUUGGAGGGCUGAAGGGCCUGUUCUUGUGCUGUACUCUUUCAUUUGUUCAUUUGUUUGUUCAUUUGUUCAUGAUGCUGUGGUCAGUUUGCUCAUCCUCCCUACAGCUCCUGCUCUCAUCCAGACAGGAAGCAAGAAUCUCAAACCCAUUAGACAAGCUCAAGCACUGAGGCUCCUUCGGCAUUACCUCCUGGAUCCCUCUAUCUGCUUCUCUUAUAUUCUACCUGACCACUGACCGAAUUCCAGAUAGUUCAUCAAAGGGGUAUGACUGCCUCCUGAAACACAGCGUGCAGGUAAUUCCACCCCCAUUCCCCGAUGUGUUGCAGUUUUCAAGGUUCAGACUGCAGCUCAUGAGCUCUGAGCUGGGGUUCCUCAGGCAGUCAAUGCUUGGGGCAUUUAAGUGGCUAUUAGAUAGGCAUGUGGAUGAUAGUAUAAGGCAGGGGUGGAGGUUAGAUAGACCUUAGGUUUAGGGUACAAGUUCGGCACAACAUCGUGGGCCAAAGGGCCUGUACUGUGCUGUACUGUUCUGUGUUCUGUGUGUUCUGUACUACAGAUGGGUUAUAACAAAUCACAGUGGGGUCCACCAGCUCCCAAACCAUGCAGGUACAACAUAUCAGCUGGCCCUGUGACUCUAUUUUAUUUACUUAGUUCUUCAUUUAAUUUUUAAAAGAUUUGCUGCUCUUUUAGUUUGUAACCUGUAAAUAUUUCCUCUAUUUACUUUCAAUUGCAAAAAACAAUAAGGUCUUGUUUGCGCGAUAAGCUGGAAAUUUAAACUCAUGCCCUUCACCGUUUCCAAAACUUUCAGUUCCCUGGCCCCCAACACCUCAUCUUCACCAUAAUGUACAGUCCUUUUACACCGGUAUCCUCCUCCAUAGGCCCAACCAGUCCCCCUCCACUGACACUGUCAUUCCCUUGGCAGAACUGGUCCUCACCCUCAAAAUUCUUCCAUUGAUUCCUCCCAAUCCCUACAAACCAAAGGGGUGGCCAUGGGCACCCACAAGGAGCCGAGCUUUGCCUGCCUCUUUCUGGGAUUCUUGGAACAGUUCCUCUUCCACAACUAAACAAGCACAGCCCUCACCUCUUUCUCUGCUAUAUUGAUGACUGCAUCAGUGCUGCCUUGUGCUCCCCUGAAUGAAGUAACCUGCAAUUACAAUUGUUCACACUUACUUCAAAACAUUGAUUGUCUGUUUUUGAAAGUUUGUUUCAUCGAAUCGUCAAGCCAUGGUGUUUCUGUUUCAUUAACAUGUUGUAGAAUCUUGUCAAAGUAAUGCAGAGUUUCUGACAUUUCCUUCAAAAGAAGUCAAGCAGGUGCUUUUUAUAAAUUAUGCUAUUUUGUCAUCAAAUCACUAAACUGCUGGCACAUUUAUUUAGUACAAAGUGUAUAUGUCUUGAAAUAUGUUCACCGACCAUUCAUCUGCUGGACUUGUCCAUUUUCACCUUGCGAUUCAUUAAGGAUGAUUGCGUACUAGAAUUACUGGUUAUGUUUAUUUUGCCCACUUACAAAAUUAUUGCGAUAUCCAAAUUGGUUUAUGCAAAUUGUACUUUCCUUUUAAUUUAGCACUAAGUUGUUUCUGCUACAAAAGAAUGGAAACAGAAUUAAAUUCAACAUUUUGG